This is a messenger RNA of Condylura cristata (star-nosed mole), 2923 nucleotides long. RefSeq names its product wingless-type MMTV integration site family, member 3 (gene WNT3). Gene Ontology annotation, biological process: cell fate commitment; multicellular organism development; canonical Wnt signaling pathway. Gene Ontology annotation, molecular function: frizzled binding; cytokine activity. Bases 114 to 1181 code for a protein of 355 amino acids. Gene Ontology annotation, cellular component: extracellular region. NCBI's taxonomy places the organism in Eukaryota, Metazoa, Chordata, Mammalia, Eulipotyphla, Talpidae. The record is from RefSeq and is a predicted model, not a curated record. The transcript has 5 exons.
CUGACAAGCCCGAAAGUCAUUUCCAAUCUCAAGUGGACUUUGUUCCAACUAUUGGGGGCGUCGCUCCCCCUCUUCAUGAUCGCGGGCAAACUUCCUCCUCGGCGCCGCUUCUAAUGGAGCCCCACCUGCUCGGGCCGCUCUUCGGCCUCCUGCUCUCUGGCACCAGGGUCCUCGCCGGCUACCCAAUUUGGUGGUCCCUGGCCCUGGGCCAGCAGUAUACAUCUUUGGGCUCACAGCCCCUGCUCUGCGGCUCCAUCCCAGGCCUGGUCCCCAAGCAGCUACGUUUCUGCCGCAAUUACAUCGAAAUCAUGCCCAGCGUGGCCGAGGGCGUGAAGCUGGGCAUCCAGGAGUGCCAGCACCAGUUCCGGGGCCGCCGCUGGAACUGCACCACCAUAGACGACAGCCUGGCCAUCUUUGGGCCCGUCCUUGACAAAGCCACGCGCGAGUCGGCCUUCGUGCACGCCAUCGCCUCGGCCGGCGUGGCCUUCGCGGUCACACGCUCCUGCGCCGAGGGCACCUCCACCAUCUGUGGCUGUGACUCCCAUCAUAAGGGGCCGCCGGGCGAAGGCUGGAAGUGGGGCGGCUGCAGCGAGGACGCUGACUUCGGGGUGCUUGUGUCCCGGGAGUUCGCGGAUGCGCGUGAGAACAGACCAGACGCGCGCUCGGCCAUGAACAAGCACAACAACGAGGCUGGCCGCACGACCAUCCUGGAUCACAUGCACCUCAAAUGCAAGUGCCACGGGCUGUCGGGCAGCUGCGAGGUGAAGACCUGCUGGUGGGCGCAGCCCGACUUCCGCGCCAUCGGCGACUUCCUCAAGGACAAGUACGACAGCGCCUCGGAGAUGGUGGUGGAGAAGCACCGGGAGUCCCGCGGCUGGGUGGAGACGCUGCGGGCCAAGUACGCGCUCUUCAAGCCGCCCACCGAGCGGGACCUGGUCUACUACGAGAACUCCCCCAACUUCUGCGAGCCCAACCCGGAGACGGGCUCCUUCGGCACCAGGGACCGGACUUGCAAUGUCACCUCCCACGGCAUCGACGGCUGUGACCUGCUGUGCUGCGGCCGCGGCCACAACACGAGGACGGAGAAGCGGAAGGAGAAGUGCCACUGCGUCUUCCACUGGUGCUGCUACGUGAGCUGCCAGGAGUGCGUCCGCAUUUACGACGUGCACACCUGCAAGUAGGGAGCCAGGGCUCUGGGAACAGGUGAAGUGUGUGGCCAGGCAGACUCACCGAAGCCCUGCAGGAAGCAGGACCCAGAGCCGGGCUCGGCCCUCGGCAGCCGACAGCCAGGAACCGGACUGUUGCCAGAUGCACGUGUGGUAAAUGACCUGGACCCAAGCGCCCGCUGACCGGCAGGCUCCCGCCCUCUCUCUCAUCUUCCGUUUCUCACCCUACUCUGGAUGGUGUGUGGUGUAUAAAGAAGGGGCUCUCUUUUUAGUUCUCUAGGGUCUGGUAGGAACAGACCCGAGGCUUAUCUUUGCACAUGUUAAAGAAAAUAAAAGUGGAAAAAAAUCUGCUCCAGCAGAGCAGGCUGGGCUGAUGUGAGCUCUCUGCCCGGUGGGAAGAGUCAGGCUGGCAGGUUCUGGUUGCAAGCCGCCUCUUCUGGGGACGCUCCAGGAUGCCGUGUGGUGGGAGUGAGGAAGUGGGACAGGCCCUGCCGUCUCCUCGUCUGUCCACUCCACGCGAGCCUGAUCCGCUUCACGUUCUGAGAAAAGCCAUAGGUCUAGUUAGGAUGGAGUGGCAGGGAGGCCCGAAGCGAGUGUCCGAGCAGCAGGACUGAGUUCUAGGGGACCCGGGAAGCUGUCUGAAGAGCAGCCGAGUGUUCUUCUCAGUCUCGUUUUCUCUGUGACCCUGUCCUAACACGAGAGGCUCUUGUGACCUGCAGUUGGCUCGCAAAACCUUCCUCUGGCAUGCUGCAUUGCCCGCCAUUAACUUGGCGAAUUUUCUGGUAGUGGCUGUUGUAAAUAGGUUAGGUAUGGGGGGCAGGGUGUGAGCCUUCCCUGGCCCCAGGGGCUGCCUGAAGAAAGAAGUGCUAUCUUCGGAAGGGAACUUUUAUUCCCCCCCAGCCCUGCUACCUGCAGAUUCUUCACAAAGAUAGCUCCAGGUAGAGCAGGGUGGCCCCAGGUGACCUUAGUCAGUGAGCACGACCUGGUCCUGAAUCUUAUGGACUGCUGGAGGGAGGCCAAACAUGACGCUCCCUUUCCUCUCCUGUAAGGACACCCUUCCUGCAUCCUUUUUCUCUGCUCUGUGAGAGAUGUUUAACACAGACCUCCCGGCCUCCCUGGAUGCUGAGAGGGCAUCGCCCAAGCAGGUGCCAGCGCCAGGACUAGGCCCCGAAAGGCAGGCAAGCGCGUCUCUGCUCCCUGGGGGAACUCUCAGAGCUGUUCUCCUCACGCCUCACCGGUUCUCUAGAGGGUCCUAGAUGAAGCCGGUGAAAUGGAAGCAAACGGACCUGACAGUAUUGAUCACCCAACAGCUCUGGCUUCAGGAGAAUCAUCAGAAAGAAGAGACCGGCCAGGGGCACAACAGGACAGAGGUCUCUGCUUGUCUCUCCCUGGCCUAAGACACACCAGGUCAAGCGAUCUUCUGCCUGGCUUGCCAAGACGAGGGUCUGGAGGCCAGCCGCCCCUCCCUGCCUCACCAUAGACUGAGAAGUUUUCCAUCCUGUCAACCGCAUAAUGCUUGCUUUAUGUGAGAAUUAUUUCAGCAAAACGGAUACAAAUUUUUCAAACAGUCUUUUCAUAUCUAUGUAUUCUAUAUUAAACGUGCUAAAGUCAUGUUUCUGGGGCGUAUUCAAGUAGCUGACAAGUAAUUAUUUAAUAAUAGUACGUUGAGUGCAUUGUAAUUAUUGCUGUAGUCAGGUAAUAGUAUCCAACAGAAAUUUCCUACCAACCUGCUGUAUCCAAAGUUUUGUAAAAAGUUG